This is a messenger RNA of Monopterus albus (swamp eel), 6744 nucleotides long. RefSeq names its product CF transmembrane conductance regulator (gene cftr). Bases 398 to 4996 code for a protein of 1532 amino acids. Gene Ontology annotation, molecular function: chloride channel activity; ABC-type transporter activity; ATP hydrolysis activity. Lineage: Eukaryota; Metazoa; Chordata; Actinopteri; Synbranchiformes; Synbranchidae. Gene Ontology annotation, cellular component: apical plasma membrane; plasma membrane; cytosol. Gene Ontology annotation, biological process: bicarbonate transport; chloride transmembrane transport. The transcript is spliced from 27 exons. The record is from RefSeq and is a predicted model, not a curated record.
GGUUCCCUGAGUCCUCUGGUACUGGACCCGUCUCUGUUUGCCAAGGUCGUCUCAUUGGGAUCAAACUGCUUUUGUCUCUUCACCCUGUUGCCACAACAUGCAGCCUCGUCAGUGUGGAAAUGACGUGUCUCCCCAGCUUUUUGUGAGCCCAUAAAGGAUGGACUGUCUUCUUUGUAACAGGGAGGGAGAGAGAGAGGGUCCAAAGAAGACCAGGGAGCCGUACGGAGAAUAGAAAUUCAGUCUUGAUUUCUGGGAGAAAGAUAACAUUGACCUCAUAUUUACCGGAGGCGCGGAUAAAACUGUGUAGGAACGGAGCCACUCGAGGGACACACAAAUGUGAACGACGCGCACGGAAGCUACUCAGGUGCAGAGAAACCAAACUGGCGGCGCACUUAGGAUGCAGAAGUCACCAGUGGAAGAUGCCAAUUGUUUCUCCAAAUUUUUCUUCUGGUGGACGACACCACUGCUGAGGAAGGGCUUCACAAAGAACUUGGAGCUUACAGAUGUGUACAAGGCUCCUUCUUUUGAUCUGGCAGACACCCUGUCUGAGAGACUUGAAAGAGAAUGGGACAGGGAGGUGGCGUCAGCCAAAAACAAGCCCAAGCUGAUGAGAGCCCUGGCCCGCUGCUUCUUCGGUCCUUUUGCCUUCUUUGGUGUCCUCCUCUACCUCGGGGAGGCUUCCAAGUCGGUGCAGCCACAGCUUCUGGGUCGAAUCAUUGCCUCCUUCGACACGACCGCCACUCUUGAGCAGAGCCAGAGCUACUUCCUGGCGCUGGGCCUUACUCUCCUCUUCACUGCUCGCUUCCUCCUGCUGCAGCCUGCCAUCUUUGGCUUGCAUCACCUGGGCAUGCAGAUCCGCAUUGCCCUCUUCAGUCUUAUAUAUAAGAAGACCCUGAAGUUGUCCAGCCGAGUCUUGGAUAAGAUCAGCACCGGUCAGCUGGUCAGUCUGAUGUCCGCCCACCUCAACAAGCUGGAUGAGAGCCUUGGUCUGGCCCACUUUGUAUGGAUCACCCCUCUUCAGUGUAUACUGUGUGUGGGUCUGAUCUGGGAGCUGAUUGAUGUGAACAGCCUCUGUGCCUUGGCAGCUCUCACCCUGCUGGGCAUCAUACAGGCCUGGCUCUCACAGCAGAUGAGACCCCACCGGGUGAAGCGAGCAGGGAUGAUCAGCCGCCGCCUGGCUCUCACCUCAGAGAUUGUGGAGAACAUUCACUCUGUGAAGGCGUACGGGUGGGAGGAAGUGAUGGAGACCAUCAUCAAGAACAUCAGGCAGGAUGAGAUGACACUGACAAGAAAGAUUGGUUCUCUGCGUUACUUCUACAGCGCCUCAUACUUCUUCUCUGCCAUCUUGGCUAUUGUGUCAGCUAUUGUACCUCGUGCACUCACUACAGGCAUCGCCCUUCGUCCUAUCUUCACCACAGCCUCCUACUGUAUGGUGCUGCGAAUGACACUGACCCGCCAGCUGCCGGGAUCCAUCCAGAUGUGGUACGAUACACUGGCACUGGUCAAGAAGAUUGAGGAAUUCUUGAUGAAAGAAGAAUACAGGAAGCUGGAGAACAACCUGACCACAAAUGAAGUGGAACUAGUCAAUGUGUCUGCAUCAUGGGAUGAGGGCAUUGGUGAGCUGUUUGAGAGGAUCAAGCAGGAAAACAAAGCAAAUGGACAACCAAAUGGUGAUGCCGGCCUGUUUUUCACCAACCUCUACGUCACACCUGUCCUCAGAAACAUCAGCCUGUCCUUGGAGAAGGGCAAGAUGCUGGCAGUUGCAGGAUCCACUGGCUCAGGGAAGAGCUCCCUGCUCAUGAUGAUCCUGGGUGAGUUGGUGCCGUCAGAGGGUAAAAUCAUGCACAGCGGUCGCAUCUCCUUCUCGCCACAGACUGCCUGGAUCAUGCCGGGAACAAUUCGUGACAACAUCCUGUUUGGCCUGACCUAUGACGAGUACCGCUACACCUCCGUCAUCAAGGCCUGCCAGCUGGAAGAGGACUUUGCCUUGCUGCCAGACAAAGACAAGACACUCCUGAUGGAAGGAGGAGUGACCCUCAGCGGCGGUCAAAGGGCUCGCCUUGGGCUGGCCAGGGCUGUGUAUAAAGAUGCUGACCUCUACCUCUUGGAUGCACCUUUCACACACCUGGACAUUGUGACCGAGAAAGAUAUCUUUGAGAAAUGCCUCUGUAAACUUAUGGCCUCCAAAACACGUGUUGUGGUCACCAGCAAGUUGGAGCAUCUCAAAGUAGCAGACAAGAUUCUCCUCCUGCACAAUGGAGACUGCUACUUCUAUGGCACCUUCUCAGAGCUGCAGAGCCAGCGUCCUGACUUCAGCUCCCUCCUCCUUGGCCUCGAGGCUUACGACAACAUCAAAGCACAGCGACGCAGCUCAAUUCUCACAGAAACUCUCCGCAGGGUCUCCGUCGAUGAAAACGCCAGCAUCCGAGGUCCAGAGCCAGUUCGCCAGUCUUUCCGCCAGCCCCCAACUCCAAUAGUGGUUUCUGGAUCUCAAGGCCAUCCUGUAGGUGAUGGCUACCCAGAAAAACGCAAACAGUCACUCAUCCUUAGUCCCCUGGCAGCUGCUCGUAAGUUCUCUUUUACUGGCAGCUCCCAACAGACAGCGACUAAUCCACAAACCACCACGACAGAGGACGGGGUUCAUGAACUUUCUGAGAGGAAAUUCUCAGUCGUACCAGAGGAUGAUCAAGUAGAGGAGGUGCUCCCCAGGAGUAACCUGUACCAUCAUGGACUGCAGCAUUUCAACGGACAGCGGCGCCAGUCUGUCCUGGCUUUCAUCACCAACGCUCAGGGCCAAGAGCGCAGAGAACAGAUGCAGUCUUCCUUCAGAAGAAAGCUGUCCAUCAAGCCGCAGUGUGAUCUGUCCUCUGAACUCGACAUUUAUGCCCGUCGCCUGUCCAAGGACAGCGUUUAUGACAUUAGUGAGGAAGUGGGUGAAGAAGACAUGGAGCAAUGCUUUGCAGAUGAACAUGAGAAGGUCUUUGAAACUACAUCAUGGAGUACUUACCUACGCUACAUCAGUACCAAUAGGAGCUUAGUCUACGUUCUCAUUUUCAUUGUCUUUGUCUUCAUCAUUGAGACAACAGAAGACGACGUUGCAGUCUGUACUGAAACCCUGUCCUGUCUGCAGUUGCAGUAUUUGCCCCCCACAGAUCAAGAGCUAUACUGCAAAAUCCAGUCAGAUAGUGCCAACUCUUCACCACAAAACAUUAAUGAGCAGCACUCAAACCUCACGUCGCCCCCUGUCCAUCGGGGAGUAAUAGCCACAUCGAGCAGUGCUUACUACAUCAUGUACAUCUAUGUGGCCACAUCAGAGAGCGUGCUGGCUUUGGGAUUCUUCAGGGGUCUCCCACUGGUGCAUACAUUACUCACUGUGUCCAAGAGACUGCAUGAGCAGAUGCUUAGCGCUGUGCUACGAGCCCCCAUGGCUGUGCUCAACACUAUGAAGACAGGCAGGAUCAUGAACAGAUUCACCAAGGACAUGGCCACCAUAGACGACAUGCUGCCUCUGGUGGUGUUUGACCUUGUACAGCUGACGUUGAUUGUUACGGGUGCCAUCUUCACCGUGUCCAUCAUAAAACCAUACAUCUUCAUCGCUGCGAUCCCACUGGGUGUCAUAUUUGUUAUCCUUAGGAAGUACUUCCUACGAACAGGGCAGCAACUCAAACUAUUGGAGGCUGAAGCUCGUAGUCCCAUCUUCUCCCACCUCAUCAUCUCGCUGAAGGGUUUAUGGACAAUUCGGGCAUUUGGGCGCCAAACCUACUUCGAGAUGCUCUUCCACAAGGCGCUGAACACUCACACAGCCACGUGGUUCCACUACCUGGCCACUCUGCGUUGGUUCCUUUUCCGGUGCGACAUGAUAUUUGUCUUGUUCUUCACCGCUGCUGCCUUCAUCGCUGUCGGAACCAACCAGAAUAAAGCAGGGGAUAAAGCAGGGGAGACUGGCAUCAUCGUGGCCCUGGCCAUGCUCAUCCUGGGGACUUUCCAAUGGGCUGUCAUCACCAGCAUCACUGUAGACGGACUGAUGCGUUCGGUGGAUCGAGUCUUCAAAUUCAUUGACCUGCCGUCAGAGGAGGCUCUGCCGGGGAAACCUGGUGGUAAAGGAGGGCCCGACCUCGUCAUCGACAACCCUCAUGCCCAUGACUUCUGGCCCAGCUGUGGCCAGAUGGAUGUUCAGGGCCUCACUGUCAAAUACACAGAGACUGGGCGCCCCGUCCUCAGCGAAAUCUCCUUCUCUGUGGAGGGUGGACAUAGUGUAGGUCUACUGGGUCGAACAGGUUCGGGUAAGAGCACCCUGCUGUCUGCUCUGCUGCGUCUCGCUUCCACUGAUGGAGAAAUCUCCAUCGACGGCGUCUCCUGGAGCUCCGUCUCCCUACACACCUGGAGAAAGGCCUUCGGGGUGGUGCCACAGAGAGUAUUUAUUCUGACUGGAACUUUCCGGAUGAACCUGGACCCACACGGACGUUACAGCGAUGAAGAGCUGUGGAGGGUAGCUGAAGAGGUGGGUCUGAAGUCUGUGAUCGAACAGUUUCCAGACAAGUUAGACUUCCAGCUGGAGGACGGCGGCAACGUGUUGAGCAACGGACACAAACAGCUGCUGUGUCUCGCUCGCUCCAUCCUCAGCAAGGCCCGCAUCCUGCUGCUGGACGAACCCUCCGCUUACCUUGACUCCAUAACCUUACAGGUCCUGAGGAAGACGCUGAAGCAGGCGUUCUCAGGCUGCACCGUCAUCCUAUCGGAACACAGAGUGGAGCCGCUGCUGGAGUGCCAGUCAUUCCUGAUGAUCGAAGGCAGCUCCAUGAAAAGCUAUGACUCCAUCCAGAAACUGCUGAAUGAGACAAGUCACCUGAAACAGGCCAUGAGCGCUGCCGAUCGGCUCCGCCUCUUCCCAGCACUCCAUCGACUCAACUCCAGCAAGAGGGUGGCGCCACAGACCACCAAGAUCUCAUCUUUGCCAGAGGAGGCUGAGGACGAAGUCCAUGACACUCGCCUCUAACCGGCCAGUCAGGCAAACACACGCACGAGCACGGACAUAACUGACUUUGAUCCAGUGUUUUGAUACAGAAGGUCAAAUUGUGGGACUUUUAAAACACCACAGGAGCACAGGCAGACAAAUAAAUUAAAGCUAAAUUAAGAUCGAAUAUCUGCUGAAUCAAAUUGAAAUCACUGAAUUGUACUGUAUCCUAACAGAUUCUGCAGUAUCGUUUUUGUACGUAAUCGUGGACCAUGUAUUAAGUUAGGUAUCAAAUCGUGUGAGAGAAAGAGAUGCAUACUCCUAUUUUAUAUUCAUUCAGAAAAGACGUUCAGCCUCACAGUCCACAGACAGAUGUGCACUAUAGUAGGAAACCUGCUACAGUAUGUGCAGAUUUUAAUGGGAUGAAAAUGGACUCAAAAUGAAUAAUUCAUAUGAAGAAGAUGAAGAGAGAUCAGAGCUUUGUGAAACAGUUCUUUAAGGGAAUUAAGGCAAAGUGCAGCUGUACUCAGCAGGAGACUUCCUCAGUGGCUUCGUGUUUUGUGUUCAAGUUUUUUUCCUCAGUAUCUUCGGUCAGUCUGACAGUGCAGUAACUCUGCUGUUGUCAGCACACACAUCAAUAGGAAGAAUGAUGCUACUAAUGACUCAGAUACCCUUAUUUUUUUAUCUGUAUGCACUUUAGAGAACAUGCCCAGGUACUCAUCAGCUUUUACAGCUGUGGAAUGAUUAAAUGCUGUACAACCGUUUUUCAGUUCCUCCAUACAUUGUGAGUGUAAAUGUUGAUUUUUUUUUUUACCUUUGAUAACAAAGUAUGCUUUUUUUCUACUGUUUGGUCUCCUGUGCUUGAUGAAUUGUAAAGACAAAUUAAUAAUUCAGCAAUACAAAAAUUACAAUUUGUCUGAGAAAGCGUUGUUACAGAACCACUGCUGUACAAACAUUUAGCAUUCACUAAUUAGUACAUGGAAACCAUUUUGGCUCAUAUUUUUAUAUUCUUUGGUUGAGGGAAGAGUGUGUUGCUUCUUUAAUUAGCAGUUUUGUAAAGCAGUGGUGCAGAAAUUUAAGGUACCACAGAGAAAGGCCUUGAUAUGCUUAUUGUGACUUUGAGUGUAAAUUAAGAGCAAACCUGUUCCUAAUUCAUAGGAAAGGGACGCAGAUGUCCAAAAACUGUAUAGAUGAAUUUGUUUCAGUAAAACUAAAGCUCCUGAGAAUUUUCACUAUGGUUGUCAUUUUUCUUAAAAGUCAGUGUGUGUCAGUUAAUGUUAAAGGAAAGUUGCGCUUUAUUUCUUGUUCAUAAGGAAGGAAUAGUUUGAGUUUAUCCAGGUGAGUGUUAAAACAGUAUUUCUGUAUCACUGUCAUGGGUGUAGUGCUGCCAGAACGCACGGGAAGACCCGGUCAUCAGAUGUCAGACAAAAUACAAAACCACAGUUUGUCUGAGGCUCGAAUGCAGCUUCAGCUGUUCCACUAAGCUGGUCUGAGUUGGUAUCUUUCAAAAUUCUAGUCUAAGACAGAUUUCUCUCUUUGGAGCUGUGUAUUUUGGCCCUCAUUUUUCGCAGUGUAGUGGCGUUCCAGGUGGAAACGUUCAGGGUCAGUGUGGACAGUAGAAGUGACGACUGAGGUCUAUGCUCAUGUACAUACUGUAGGAGUACCAACACAAAAUGGUGCAGUACACGGUCUGAUCAUUUCAAUGCCCAUCAAAUGCGCAAAGAGGAAGCAAGAUUUGAUACCUAAUGCUGUGAGCAGCACCGUUCAUUUUCAUUCAUUCAUUCAUUUUC